Symbiodinium pilosum is the source of this 642-nucleotide messenger RNA. The record is from the annotation of a GenBank genome assembly. Lineage: Eukaryota; Dinophyceae; Suessiales; Symbiodiniaceae.
AUGACAAACGUGAAGAUGGGCUUCCUUUCCGAGUUCUCCUUUGACCGCGUUGGGCCCAUUGGGGUCUACAUCUUCAUGGGGGUGUACUCGUUUCUGGCGGCUUGUCAGCUUAUGGCAUUAAUGAAGAGGAGCACCAGCGCCAAGACGCAACAUCCGAUCCGCUUGAUGCUUGGGAUUUGCGUCGGGGCGGCGGCUAUUGGCACGCUUUCCUUCCUGCUGAACACCUUGUGGUAUGCUUAUCACGGUGAAGACCAGGACAACCUGUACAUGGCAGCGAAGCUUCUGAAAGCUGGCUCAAAGUACACCCUUCUCGCCAUCCUCCUACUCCUGGCUCGGGGACGCUGCAUCUCGGUCCCCUUGCAUGGCAGAGAUCUGCUACAAGAAGCUCGAGUCUUAGUGCCACUCUACAUUGCCAGCGUGACGCUGGAGGUGUGGGGCGAGUUUGCCCAGUCUCGGACAUACACAACAGACUCAGUGUACAGGACAGUCAUCGGCGACAUCAUCAUUUGCAUCGACAUCGCUUUGCUGGUUCUCUACCUACGAAAUCUUUGCCGUUCUUGGAGUGCGGAGACAGACACACCAAAGCGCAACUUCUACAGAACAUGGGGCUUGAUCUAUGCCGGCGCCUUCUUGCUAUUACCA